AUGGUUUUGGGUGUAGAAAAUGAAAUAAAGCCUUCCUCCCCAUUUUCUCCCGGGAUAAGAAGAUUCAUUGACACCCUAGUUACAGAUGGGCGAUUCGGUGUGUGUCCUGGAGAAGUCAAAGUUUCUCAACCAAAAUCAGGUUGUUUAAGUACAGAUGAGGUUCCCAAGUGUGAUCGUUUUAAAUUAACUAUACCUUAUGCUGGUGACACAAUAACAUGGGAGGUAAUUUUUGACUGCACACAUCCAUCAAACCCACCGGAUUUUAUUUUUGGUGUAGAAGAUGAAGGAUUUUAUCCCAAUAUCGAGGAUAUUCAGAGUUUAGUGAUGUGGAAUCCACAAGAUGUAAAAGGUUUAAUUUAUGUUGUAGAAGAGCUAUUACAACAUUAUCGUCAGUUUCAACUAUCUUUAUUAGAAGGAUCUAGGUUACAGUUUGAAUAUACACAUCUUAUUGAACAUACUUCUAGUAAAGCUGAAGAUAUUGAACUUAUUGUCUCCAGAAAUGAGAAUCGAAUCGGACCAGUUAACUUCUUAAUUAAAUUAGAUCUUGAUUUAUCAAAAAUACCACCAAUACUAUCAAAGGAUUUUAGUGGUACAAACUCAGCAGUACUAUUAGUGAGUUAUUCUACCCCAGAAGGUUAUCGAGUUUCACCACAGUUAUUUCUUUCACCUGCUGUUGAAUCAGCAUUAGGUGGAUCAUUACAUUUAAGAAUCCCAUCAUUUUCAUCUGGUGAAACAUUGUUUGACUAUGUACCUAGUGUUUAUACUUUACUUAAAAACAAGAUAAAACAUGUAGUAGAUAGUUUUGAAAAGAGAGAAGAAUAUGUUUCAGCAUUUAUUGCCCAUUAUGGAAGAUCUGUUUUAGAAUAUGAUAAAGCAAGUUUUUCAACAAUGGCAUUUUUAUUUGAAUGGAAUGAUUUUUACUUUAUAUUUAGGAUUGAAUUACCUUCAUAUUUCCCUAAAGAACAACCAGUAUUCUAUUUUCAAUCUAUAUACCAUGAAACUAAAGGUAAACCAUACAUGGAAAUGUUUCAAGAUUAUCCAUAUAGUCCUAGAUGGAGUGGUAAUGAAAUGGCAGAGAGAGCCAGAUUGUUUAUUUUGGACAAGAUAGGUGCUUUUCAGAAAGCUUCAGUUUUAGCUUGA
Molecule: messenger RNA, 1140 nt
Organism: Lottia gigantea (owl limpet)
Lineage: Eukaryota; Metazoa; Mollusca; Gastropoda; Lottiidae
Exons: 11
Coding region: 1-1140 (379 amino acids)
Biological process (GO): double-strand break repair
Cellular component (GO): BRISC complex; BRCA1-A complex
Source: RefSeq, a predicted model, not a curated record